AUGGAAAAUACCUCUGGAGGGUUCAUUUUCAUCCUGCAUGGGAUGAAUGAUACAAGAACAAACAAACAUAUUUACUUUUCCUUUGGUCUGCUUAUCUAUCUAGUAACUCUGUUUGCAAAUAUAACACUAAUUAUUACAGUCAUUCUUGAUAAAACACUUCAUGAGCCUAUGUAUCUUCUCAUAUGCAACUUGUAUGUAAAUGGAAUAUGUGGUGCUUCUGCUUUCUAUCCUAAGAUCCUUGCUGAUCUUUUUUCAGAUUCUCACAUUAUUUCAUAUAGCGGCUGCAUGUUACAAAUGUAUAUAAUUUAUUCUUAUUCUUUUUGUGAAUUUACAUGUCUAACAAUUAUGGCAUAUGAUCGAUACAUAGCUAUUUGCUUGCCUCUGGAAUAUCAUUGCAUUAUGACACAACAGAAGGUGAUGAAAUUGCUUGUUUUCACUUGGCUCUUCUCUUUACUAGAGACAUCAGUUGGGAUUGCACUAACAGCACGCCUACCCAUGUGUGGAAAUAAUAUUGACAAGAUUUAUUGUUUCAACUGGGAUGUUGUAAAGCUUUCUUGCACAGAUGUCACUUUAAACAAUGUGUAUUUGUAUGUUCUAAUAGUUUCUCAUCUUUCACAAGCUGCUGUUAUAAUAUUUUCAUAUUUUCACAUUAUCAGAGCAUCUUUGCAUUCAAAGACACAGUGGGGUAAAUUCAUGCAGACAUGCCUGCCCCACUUAAUAACCCUGCUUAUCUUCACUGCAUUUCAGCUGUUUGAUGUAAUGUGUGCUCGCUACUGCAGUGGUCAGGGACAUCAAGCCCUGCGCAAUAUCUUGGGUAUGGAGUUUCUUGUUGGUCCACCCCUACUGAACCCCAUAAUAUAUGGAAUGAAAAUAACCCAAAUACGACAUGCAUUAUUGAAAAUCUACAGACACAGACGUAAAUGCUUGCAACACAGUUAA
Hemibagrus wyckioides is the source of this 939-nucleotide messenger RNA. RefSeq names its product olfactory receptor 4S1-like. Bases 1 to 939 code for a protein of 312 amino acids. Gene Ontology annotation, cellular component: membrane. The transcript has a single exon. NCBI's taxonomy places the organism in Eukaryota, Metazoa, Chordata, Actinopteri, Siluriformes, Bagridae. The record is from RefSeq and is a predicted model, not a curated record. Gene Ontology annotation, biological process: G protein-coupled receptor signaling pathway. Gene Ontology annotation, molecular function: olfactory receptor activity; G protein-coupled receptor activity.